Osmerus eperlanus (European smelt) is the source of this 2743-nucleotide messenger RNA. It is a transcript of the gene setd6, whose product is annotated as SET domain containing 6, protein lysine methyltransferase. Lineage: Eukaryota; Metazoa; Chordata; Actinopteri; Osmeriformes; Osmeridae. The coding region runs from base 802 to 2172 and encodes 456 amino acids. The record is from RefSeq and is a predicted model, not a curated record. Gene Ontology annotation, molecular function: protein-lysine N-methyltransferase activity; protein binding. The transcript has 9 exons. Gene Ontology annotation, biological process: peptidyl-lysine monomethylation. Gene Ontology annotation, cellular component: nucleus.
GCUGAUAAUAUGUGGGGUCAGAAGUUAACAUGAAGAUGGCAAUUUUUCAAUGAGUGAAAAGAGUUUAUCUUUAAUUCGUUGUUUUACGAAAUGUUAUCAAUUUCCUAUUGUGUAUGUAGCACUUUCAUGACUUGGUAAUCUAUUUAAGUGUUAUCCAGCUAGGUAGCGUAAAACUUCAUCGACUAUUCAGGUAGCCUCGCCCAGAGCCAUCUUUUUCAAUGGCUGUGGCCUCGCCCACCUGCAAUGUGGAUGAAAGGUUAAAUUGAGCCUGUUUUCUGAUCUUUUUUAACCACAUGUUGCCUGCAGCAUGAGCUCGUGCCAUUUAACAUAGGCUAACCUCAAAGUCCCAAUUUAAUCUUUUUAUAUAAUAUACACACUACCACAUAAUUUAACAUACAUUCUAAGCAAAUUAGGCUACUUUUAUUCAGAAGACGCGUGGUCAGGGAACAACUAUUCAACAUUUUUACUUUUCGGUCAAUAGUCCUUUCCACACAAUUUGUAAAUGGAUGUAACCAAAUAUGGAUGUAACCAAAUAUAAACCAAAUAUAAAACGGAAGUUCAUGACAAUAUAUGGGUUAAUCCGGUUAUUCCCCUUAGUAGUUUUUCUUGAUCGAAUAAACUGUGACAAACGCUUCUGCGACUGCACGUCAGAGAUGCGACAUACAACCCACGUAUCUGGCGGAAAUUAAUACAAGCUCAACACAUGUCAACAACAAAUUAUUUUAUGAUUGUCACUGUAUUAUAUUAAAUAACUGAAAUAUAGAGCUUGAUUGAUUUCUAAAUUGUUGUGUCUUGGACAGAAUGGCAACAGAUGCUAAAAGACUCAAGGUUGAUGACAGCUCAGCUACUGACGGGUUUGAGGUCAAACCUCUCCAAGUCUUUCUGCGGUGGUGUGACCAAGUCGGACUGACUCUAAGCAGCAAGGUUUAUGUAAGUAAGGAGGGUACAGUAUCCGAGUAUGGCAUGCUAGCGAAGCAGGACAUAGAGGAAGGGGAGGUGCUCUUCUCCAUUCCUAGAUCUGCCCUUCUCAACCAGAGCACCACCAAAGUAUCUGCUGUCCUGGAGGAAGCCAAGGCGUCUCUUGAAAACACCUCUGGCUGGGUGCCACUGCUCCUGUCUCUGCUGUCUGAGUACACCUCUCCCCAGUCCUUCUGGAAACCCUACCUCUCCCUCUGGCCCGACUUCAAGGCCUUGGACCAGCCCAUGUUCUGGUCCAAGGAGGAGCGGGAGCAGCUUCUGAAGGGGACAGGGGUGCGAGAGGCGGUGGACACAGACCUGACCAACAUCCAGAAGGAGUACCAGGACAUCGUCCUGCCCUUCAUCCUCCUCCACCCGGAUCUGUGGAGUCCCCAGACACACACUCUGGAACUCUACACACGCCUGGUGGCCUUUGUUAUGGCCUACAGUUUCCAGGAGCCUUUGGAGGAUGAGGAGGAAGAAGAUGAUAAGGACCCCAACCCACCAAUGAUGGUGCCCAUGGCAGACAUGUUGAACCAUGUAGCCAACCACAAUGCCAAUCUGGAAUACACCCCGGAGUUUCUGAAGAUGGUGUGUGUGCGCAGCAUCGGGGAAGGAGAGGAAGUAUUCAACACUUAUGGCCAGAUGGCUAAUUGGCAGCUCUUGCACAUGUAUGGCUUUGUUGAGCCGUAUCAUAGCAACAGCAACGACACGGCCGACAUCCCAAUGUCCAACGUCUACAAAGCUGCCGUGCAAGCGACCAAGUCAGAGAGUGAGCAGCGCCUCCUUGUGGACAAGUGGAACACUCUGUGUGAGAUGGAGAUGGUAGGAGAGAAGGGGGUCUUUAUCUUUGGCAAAUCUGGCUCGCUCACAGACACAGAGAUGUACACCACCCUCAAGAUAUUGUGUAUGUCAGCGGAGGAGUUUGGGGAGUUUCGAGAGAACGAGGGAUGGGAGGAGGCAGAGGAGGAGGACGAGGAGAAGAUCACCCAGGCUCUGUGUAACGAGGGUCUGCCAGGGCUGGCAGCUUCCUGGAGGCGACUGCUGCGUGCGGCGGCAGGGUUCACGCUGGCUUCAUUCAGGGAGGACCUGCAGAAGGACCGGGCCAUGCUGGAGAACGCGGCCACCCUGACCUCCAGACAGCAUAGGGCGCUACAGGUCCGCUGUGGGCAGAAGACCAUCCUGAACCAGCUGAUGGAGCUCACUAAACCAUGAUGUUUACCAGCAGAGGGCGGAUCCAUCAUAUGCUUACCUUACUAGUAGAUACCAAGUCAUGACAGUGUUCACCUGUAAAGUCAUGCACAGCAUCACAUUCAACACCCGAGUAAUGCUUUAGUAGUUUAAGCCCUUAGGCUGUACUUUCAUGGGUUAAAGAGCGAUGCACAUUCUGGCAAUAAAAAUAGCAUACUAGUAUCAAACUGGUGAUCAUCAUGGUAGUGACAUUCGGUCCAAACAUCUUUAGUGAUUAUAAAAUCAUGAUUGUGCCUGAAAACUACGGCUCAUCAUGACAGACCUGUGAUUACUGUGGAACUUUACUUAUAGAAAGGUCAUAAUACAAAGUGGUUUUUAUUAAAUACUUGUUUUCUUGAUAGCUUACUAGUUGACACCUUGUCUCCAUCUGAUGUCCUGUUCCAUCAGCAUGAGUUAACUGGCGUCUGCAGAUAUAGACUUAUGACUCAAGUCUAGUUUGUGUCCAGUGGACUAAUGUUCCAAUGUAUUCUACAGUAAACUGCAUUUUUUCCAGCUUGUUGAAUUUACACAUUUUGUACAAUAAAACCAAGAGAAA